AUUGCAUCUAUUUGUAGAUUAUCCAUCUACACAAGUAAAAAGUAUCAAUCGAAUUUUAAAUCUCUUGAUACACUGUUCAUACUCGGUUACUGUCGGUAUUUAUCGACACAAUCGGGUUUCUCUUGAUCUCGACGCCGACGCCGCGACGCCCGUAUGACGUAGCAUCAUGGCGAUAGAUUAUUAUAAACGUUUUAGUGUGCCCAAUACAUACAGUCGUUCGAAACCAUAAAAAUUUGAUUGAACAACUUUAAAAUCUAACUUUUUUCAAGUAUUUCAAAAGAAGGUAUAUUAAAUUAUGGAACUGAAUUUUAAAGAAAAAAAAUUAGAAUUACACAAUUGAACGUAUCCAGUCAGUAAAUGCAGCAGCGCGCAUAUUUAAGAAUACAUUGAUUAAAACGCGCCCGGCUCGUACAUUCAUAUUUUCUUUAUACUUCGAUAUAUAUGCUUGGUAAACGACUAAGGAAAUUAUCUCUGCAUUUGUUACUCUAAUCAUGUGAACAAUCGAAUUGGGAAAAUAUAAUUUUUAGGAGGAAUUAUUGGACACGAUAAAAACAAAAGGUUUAAAGAUUAUGUCUUUACUAAGCAUUGCAGUAAAGAAAGCGCGAUAUAUAGGUGUUCAAGCACAACAAUUCAAUACCUAUGUAACAUUAAAAUUACAAAAUGUUAAAUCAACAACUAUCACUGUCAAAGGAGCUAAUCCAUGUUGGGAGCAAGAUUUCCUAUUUGAAACGAAUGAAAUCAACAUUGGACUGCUGGUAGAAGUUUGGUGUAAAGGGAUACUAUGGGAUCGCGCUUUAGGUUAUUACUACCUUUUAUUACCCGCAAUACCAUAUUCAAACGAGAAUGGUUUUGGAGAAUGGGUCAGUUUGGAUUCAGAGCUAGAAAUGAAAGGUGGGGAAGUAGUAGGCACUAAAACUCCUACUGGACAUACUCUUCUAAUAGAUUGCAGGUUUGAACUGCCAUUUGAUGCACAAAAUACAAAUGCGAUUGAUCUGCAACAGAAACUAGAGAUGCUAAAUAGCACAGUGGAUAAUGAAAUAGGAUCUGAACAAGGACAUCGACAGUUGAUGUACAACAUUGCUCAUUCUGGAUAUUCAGAAGAUUCAGAUUAUACAUCGGACUUUAAUUAUCCUGUUGAUGGACAAGGAGCUAACAGUUCGAUAUCACAAUUUUGUACAGCUGCGACUCAAUUGGAAACACCACAGAGUUCUUUGGAAACAUCUAGAGAAAAUAGUUAUGAUCGAGACGAUCAACAGGUACCGACAAAUGUAGCAAGUAGUUUAACUCCAGCAAUUUUCAGCGACUAUUCAGCUAAAGGACUACGGUAUAAUGAGCCUUAUCCUGGCGAUGAUAGUUGUCAAAGAUAUAUGAAUUAUAGUGGAGAGUCUUCUGAACCACUAUUUUAUAAUAGCAGACCAAAGUACUAUAAAGAAUACAGAGAAGAAGAUUGUUAUAAUGAUCAUUAUAACUAUCAAGUAUUGAAAAUCAAUAAUACGAGAAUUUACAACGAUAUACAAAAUUCUCCUAAUAUGGCAAUUAAAAGUAUUCGAAAAACAGGUGCGCAUUAA
Molecule: messenger RNA, 1568 nt
Organism: Ceratosolen solmsi marchali
Lineage: Eukaryota; Metazoa; Arthropoda; Insecta; Hymenoptera; Agaonidae
Product: phorbol ester/diacylglycerol-binding protein unc-13-like
Exons: 9
Coding region: 570-1568 (332 amino acids)
Biological process (GO): chemical synaptic transmission
Cellular component (GO): plasma membrane
Molecular function (GO): calmodulin binding; syntaxin-1 binding; diacylglycerol binding
Source: RefSeq, a predicted model, not a curated record